ACAAUUUCGGAAGAUAUUAUCGGCGGUGCUGACCUGGCAGUGUCCCGCUUUAACUGCCACGCGUAAAAGCGUAGCCAUGUGGAGUUUUUACUGACCCACACCCACUCAUGACUCACUCCUCCACCUUCAAACCAGGAAAAGAAGAGUUGAAAGCCGCCCCCGCUUCACCCAACCCAACCCUCAGCAGCACAAAAGAGGGUUUGCGUUUCUGCCGCGAAUUUCGAGAUUUGUUUGUGGUGCGUUCGGAAUCUACACGGCUCCAGACGGGAGAUGGAAGGAAGACGCCGCACGGCGGCGGCGCCGCCUGCUCAAAAUCCGGCAUCUUCAGCUAGUUUCACCACUCAUUCGAGCUAUGACGCGUCCUCUUUGACCGUCGAGAAUUCCGAACAAGUUUUGUAUCCAAGUGAUGAUUGUACCAGAUGGACAAAUGAGAAACACAACUUAUUUCUUAAUCUUCUAGAGGCAUCAUUUGUUAAGAAGAUGCACAAGUCAAUGACCUUACACUCCCAGUACCAGGAGCAGAAUAUGGUUAAUAGAAGUUAUUCUCAUAAGCUGCCUGCCAAAAUGAACCGAGUUUCCAAGCAGCGUCCUGUUGUACAAGAUUGCCAUUGGCACAACAACAUUGAAAGAGAUUUGGCUGAUCUUGAUACUGCAGCAAUUUCCCAUGGUUCCUUCAAAGAUCAACAGAUUUGUCCUUUUAGCCAUUCUGAUAUUCAAAUGCUGGGUUUUGCAGAAGGUUCAGACCAGAACUUUGUUGAUGAAGGCCACAAAGAGAAGACAAGCAGCAAAAGGACAAAUGCAUCAAUCAGAGAAAUUUGCAACCAUGACCAAAUUGUGCCAUCUGGGAAGUUCAAAAAUCCAGCAGCCUCCAGUUCUACUCUGGAAAGCUACGACCAAGCAAGUCAUGAACACCUGCUCCUCGAGAACUAUGAAAGUUUUGUUGGGCCUUGUACCAAUGCGAAAUACUUUUUGAAUGGAAGCUGAGUUUUUGUCAAUGGUGAGAUGUGGUGGUUCAGAAACUGAAGCUGGGAAGCAUAUAGCUUUUGCUGUCAGCACCCGAAAUUUCAAGCAAGAGAAAAUAAAGGUGAUAUGCGGUUAGUGUUUGAUCCUAUGAGGACAUGGAUUGUUGCCACACUGGUUUUGCCUAAUAUAGAGCAGUCUUGGUCUGAAUAUAAUUCCUUAAUUUGAUUAAACUUUGUACAUAAGAUGUAGAUCCUAAUUUCUAUUCAUAGAAGUAAUACUGAAGACUGAUUCCUCUGCCAGAUUAGGCUUCUGUAUGCCUGUAUCAUGUAUGUAUAAGGAUUAAGUGGCUAAUACUUUGCUACCUCAGUAUCGUAUCGUAUUAACUUUUUGCU
Molecule: messenger RNA, 1355 nt
Organism: Ipomoea triloba (trilobed morning glory)
Lineage: Eukaryota; Viridiplantae; Streptophyta; Magnoliopsida; Solanales; Convolvulaceae
Product: cold-regulated protein 28
Exons: 5
Coding region: 271-984 (237 amino acids)
Biological process (GO): response to cold; regulation of circadian rhythm
Source: RefSeq, a predicted model, not a curated record